Messenger RNA from Triplophysa dalaica, 3877 nucleotides. It is a transcript of the gene meis3, whose product is annotated as myeloid ecotropic viral integration site 3. Gene Ontology annotation, biological process: embryonic pattern specification; positive regulation of cell population proliferation; brain development. Gene Ontology annotation, molecular function: DNA-binding transcription activator activity, RNA polymerase II-specific; RNA polymerase II cis-regulatory region sequence-specific DNA binding. The record is from RefSeq and is a predicted model, not a curated record. NCBI's taxonomy places the organism in Eukaryota, Metazoa, Chordata, Actinopteri, Cypriniformes, Nemacheilidae. The coding region runs from base 351 to 1598 and encodes 415 amino acids. The transcript is spliced from 14 exons.
CCAUGGGGUUGAAAGGCCGCAGAUCCCCUGAUCCCUCGCCUCGCCUGUGUCAUGCCGCCCGUCGCCCGCAGUGCGCGUCAGUGCGGCCGCGGCGCGGAGAAGAGCGCAGCAGCGAUUGAAGUGCUGACCGCCCGCUCCAUCGCUCAUUGUAGGGAGACGCAUUUGAGCCCGACGCGUCGCUUCAUGGACAUCGACAGAGCGCAAAGGACACGAACGGACAGCUAACACUGGAUACUCGGGCCGCUCCACGUUGCUUCUGCUGCUAGACCUUUAUUAAGUGUGUCUGAUCUGCCGGGUCUGGUGUGUGUUGUCCUCCGUCAGUGAGUGUGUGAGCUCGGCUUCCGUAUCGCAUGGAGAAGAGGUAUGAGGACCUGGUGCAUUACCCCGGCUCUGACGGCAUGGCUGUGGGAGCCUAUGGGGAUGCGAUGAGGUCACUUCCUCCGCCACACUACGGCCACAGUGUGCCUGACUCCCUCAAACACUACCGGGACCAAAUCUACGGUCAUCCUCUGUUUCCACUCCUGGCCCUGGUCUUUGAAAAGUGUGAACUCGCCACCUGCUCGCCGCGGGAUUCCACCUCUAUGUCAAACCCCGCCCACCUCCCUGGCAUGACCAUUCACAGCGAUGUCUGUUCCUCUGAAUCAUUCAACGACGAUAUUGCAGCCUUCGCCAAACAAAUUCGCUCUGAAAAGCCCAUUUUUUCAACCAACCCAGAACUGGAUAACCUGAUGAUCCAGGCCAUUCAAGUACUCCGCUUUCAUCUGUUAGAGCUAGAAAAGGUUCAUGACCUCUGCGAUAAUUUCUGUCAUCGCUACAUCACCUGUCUGAAGGGCAAGAUGCCCACCGAUUUGAUACUAGAUGACCGAGAGGGCGGAUCCAAAUCGGACAUGGAGGAUUUUACUGGUUCCUGCACCAAUCUGUCAGAUCAAAAUCAGUCUUGGUUGCGAGACCCCGAUGACUGCGUGUCGACCCCCUCUGGCACCCCCAGUGUUUCCUGCGGUCUCAACUCACACAGUUUAGAAAACUGCAGCGAUGCAGGUGACGGGCUGGACGGUAGUGUGGCUUCCCCGAGCACAGGAGAAGAAGAUGAAACCGACAGAGAUAGACGAAACAACAAAAAAAGAGGGAUUUUUCCCAAAGUUGCAACAAAUAUUAUGAGAGCUUGGCUCUUCCAGCACCUAUCGCACCCGUACCCAUCUGAAGAACAGAAGAAACAACUCGCCCAGGACACAGGUCUAACCAUACUACAGGUCAACAACUGGUUUAUAAAUGCCAGGCGCAGAAUAGUUCAGCCAAUGAUUGACCAGUCAAAUCGCUCAGGCCAAAGUACACCGUACAGUCCAGAGGGGGCGGCUUUAGGAGGAUACGGGUUAGAUGUUCAGUCUCAUUUAGGUCUUAGAGCAGCAGGACUUCAGGGAAUGCCAUCCCUACCCAGCGAUUACCCCGGCGCCCUCCUGCCCCAGCCGGGAUACUCUCACGCCGGCCCGUCCCUGCAUCCUUACCCCGGCCCUCACACUGCCAUGCUGCUUCACCCGCCGCCCCACGCCCAUCCUGCUGAACCCCUCUUAGGGCAAGGUCUCGACAUCCACGCCCACUAACGGACCGGGCGCUUAAAAUGGGCUAGGAGGAUACGUAGAAUUGACUUUGUCCAUAACUCUCACGGUACCUUCAGGACGCCAGCGCAUGUCGACUCGCAAAGACAAUGUCUGAAAUGCAACGAUCUGGCAACCUAAAUGUACAAACACGUAUGCAGUCGACUCCGAUGCGAAUGCCUGAAAGACUUGUUACAUUCCUUAGCCAUUUCUUGAAAUGUAUUAGUCUCUUAUCUCCUCAUGCUCUGAAUGCACUCGAAGGAAUACACUCAUCUUUUAAUUGCAACACUGCUGCGUCCGACUGGAAACCCACGUCUUCCUAAAUGGCCUUAGUGGUGAGCUGAGUCUAACGUUAGGCCUUCAUAUAGCCUUUUUUGCCUUGCCUCCGAAGAUCCUCUCGAGGAGCACACAAAGAAAACAGCGUAUACCUCCUCGGUCAGGACCUAAGAUAACCAUAUCAAGAUGUCCUGAAAUAGUCUUCUGUGACGAAUGACUUCACCAAAUCUUAUCUCCAGAAACCUGUUAGGAACACAUUCUUGGUAUGUUUCACCCUGGACAGAAAAAUGCAAGAAAUGAGAAGUUUUGCAUGAUCAAAAAUCUAAAAUGUUUUCUUUUGAUUAGGUGAUGUGCCUUUCCAAUUCUUAUUUUUUUCAAGUUUAUUAUGAGGAAACAAAUGUAAAUAAGCCCGUUCUUAAGAGUGUGGACACUGUGGUGCUAUAAAAACAUUCAUCAGUACAUUUAGAGCUUAUAAAACGGAUUUAUUUUCCUGUAGCAAACACAAAACUUCUUAUUUUUAUAUUUCUUUUGAAACUGGGGUGAGAUGUGCCCGAAUGUUCCUGUCAGGUUUUUGUGAGAUUCGCCCGUGAAACGUCAACCAGACACUUUGUCUUCCUAACUGUUCUUCUGUGAAUGUUGGUCUCACUGCGUUAUUUAAUUAAAAUUUUAUGUUAAAUCUAUUUUUGUAUUUAUCGUAUCCAGAGACUCGGUUGCUCCAAAACAUGACAGUAAAGUUACAAUAAUCCGAGUGUCGCGGUUUGUGAAUCUCUCAGUUUGAUAAAGAAGUGAAUGUUUUCUUCAGUUCUUUUGAAGUUUCUGUGAAUGUUUACCUGCUGAGGUCCUGACAGGCGCGUUUUUGGUUUGCUUUAAAGGACCCAACUUAUGUGACCAUGAAAAUUCCUCAGUUUUCAUCACGAAAUACAAAUGUGUUAAAGAACGUCUCAUUAUGCUUUUCGGACAUUUGUUGGACUUGUACACCUGAGCUCUUUUGUCAUUCUCUUUUCUGCAUUAAAAAAUGUACUACAGAAUAGUUGAUGAUGUGUUUAUGAUGUUAAACUGCAGACAGUUACAAUAAUAUUAUUACGUCACGUUUUUGCACGUUGUGAGUUCAAAAUCACUCGUAUCACUCCGUCAAUAAGUUUUAUUCAUAAUUUACAAUCUGAAGAAAUGACAUUAUGUUUAUGAAGCAUAAAAUAAAAAAGAUUUUAACUAAAUUAAUAAAUAUAUUCUAUGUCUAUUCAUGGAGAAUCAUUUUUUUAAGCAUUAAUAAAAACAACUUUAACAGCAAGAGUUAACUCCUUUGGGACUUUACUGGUCAUCAUCUCAAAUCUUUGGCACAUUGUUGUAGAUGCAUCAUUAGUCCUCCGGCUCCGUGUGCACCCCCACCCGUGUCAACCGCGCUGAUGUGAUAGAUGCAGCCUGCAGCAGGGGUCAGAGUUCACUUAAGGGUUAACAGGAAGAGGCCCUAUAAGGUCAUCCGUUAAGGUCACCCGAGCAUUGCUACUUUACGUUCUGUUCUUAAAUUUGUUUAACAUCGGUGGCCUUUCUUUUCUUAUGCUUAAUGUAAUUCAUGUAAAAUUAUCCUAUUUAAUUUUUUUAUUUUAUUAAAAAAAUAACGCUGCCUUUCUUAGUGUGUGAUUUACAUCUCUCAUUUGUAAAGUCAUAAAGUAUCCCUUCCACUAAAAAUAAACAGUCAAAUGAAAUUUGAGAAAUAAAUAAUGAAAACUAUUUGUUCGUGCAAAGAGAUGAAUGGUGUUUACAGGAAAUGAAAUUUCCACUGGUUUUGUUUUUGUGACAAACAUGAAAUACUGUAUUUUUCAAGUAAUAACAGCAUGGAAAAAACAAAGUAUAAAUAAUAAAAUGCAUCCAACAAAUAAUUAUGCGCUGUGAGCAUAUCAAAAUAAACAGGCUUUUAAAUGUAAAAAAAUGGAGAUGAAAAUACUUUCAGAGGUUCAAAUCAAUAUUUGUUCAAUGUGUUUGCAUUGGUAAAUCAGCUUAAAUUGUUAAUA